UCAGCCUCCACUGCAGAAAAGUAAAGUGCUAGUAGCUAGCAACCCAAUCCGAUCCAAAUUAAAGUAGCACUAGCUAGUAGCUAGCUCAUGCUCCGAUCCGGCCGGCUGCAGCCAUAUAAAAACGGCAGGCAGAGGCAGAGGCAAGCAGCUUAGAUAUACUCCAUCCAGUAAGUAAUUCAUUUCUAGCUACCCAUUCAAAUUAAGUUGCAGUUGCAGUAUUCUCUCCUCUUCGUCGUGAGGCUACCCAGCAGGUUCUGUUUCUGAUGGUGGUGGCGAGAGGAGCACGGCAGCCGGAGGAGGCUAGCCGCGCGGCGGCGGCAGAAGCAGCGGCAGCUCUGAAGAAAGGGAAGCAGCAGGAGGUUGCAGGUGGUGGCGUUCGGAAGGGCCCGUGGACGGAGCAGGAGGACGUGCAACUGGUAUGGUUCGUGCGGCUGUUGGGCGAACGCCGCUGGGAUUUCUUAGCAAAGGUGUCAGGCCUCAACCGGACGGGGAAGAGCUGCCGGCUGCGGUGGGUGAACUACCUGCACCCAGGACUAAAGCGAGGCCGCAUGACCCCUGAAGAGGAGCGGCUCGUCCUCCACCUCCACGCCAAGUGGGGCAACAGGUGGUCGCAGAUCGCCAAGAGUAUGCCGGGCCGCACCGACAACGAGAUCAAGAACUACUGGCGGACGCACAUGCGCAAGCAGGCGCAACAGGCCAAGGCGCGCGCCGGCUCCACCUCCUCCUCCACCACCACCACCACGGCCUGCUCCAUGUCGCCGUCGCCCACGUCGAGCUCAUCGUCAUCCAACAACCAGGUGCUCCAGGCGGUGACGCGAGCUAGUAGCCAAGAAGAGGAGGAGGAAGAUGCAGGAACAGCGGUGAGCCAGAACCUGUACACCAGCUGCAUGGACUACCUCUGGAACGACGAGGACAUCGCCGCCGCCAGCUGCUGCUUCGUGGGCGGCUGCAGCGCGGCGGCGCCCCUUCCGGCUUCGCCGGUGUGGGACUACUUCUCGGAUUCUCUCUGGGGAAUGGAAGACUGCGAAGACGAGUACAAAAAGAUGCUCGAUGCCUCCUGAUUCUAUCAAUCGAUCUUUUCAAUUAUAUUUGCACCAGUCGCGUCGUCGCGUGUACCUGCAACUUGCACGCAUCUCUAAUACAAUAUGAAACUUGUAAUAUAAGAGCCCUUAGCUUGUAUAUAUGUACGUAGCUAGGUAUAUAUGUAUGGUACAAUAACCGCUACAUAUAUACAGCUGUAUGCAUGUGCCAUUGCUCUCUAAUGUAUAUGUAGCACUGAGAUUAUUACGAUGAUCAGCUACAUGCAUGUUUUCACCACAAUGUAUAUAUUCAUUUCUCUA
Phragmites australis (common reed) is the source of this 1340-nucleotide messenger RNA. Its product is annotated as transcription factor MYB59-like. Gene Ontology annotation, biological process: regulation of DNA-templated transcription. The record is from RefSeq and is a predicted model, not a curated record. Lineage: Eukaryota; Viridiplantae; Streptophyta; Magnoliopsida; Poales; Poaceae. The coding region runs from base 264 to 1061 and encodes 265 amino acids. Gene Ontology annotation, cellular component: nucleus. The transcript is spliced from 3 exons. Gene Ontology annotation, molecular function: DNA-binding transcription factor activity; sequence-specific DNA binding.